AUGUUUAGUAUCGAAAGCUUGGAGAAGUGUACAAAUGAAAUUAUUGAAACCGAUAUUGAAAUACCAGAUGUACAACGAGAACGGAAGUUAGUUCACUGCGAUGGCGUUACUUUACAAGAUUAUUUGAAAAUUGAUGAAGAUAUUGCCGUAUAUGAAGCACUUACUGAAGAACGUAUUGUAGAAGAGGUUAGAAAAAAAGAAAAUCCUGAUGAAUUUGAAGAAGAAUACGACGAAGAGGAACAUGCAGUAGAACAAUUCAAACUCACAGAAGAAGACAUAUUAAACGCUUUAUCAGUGAUGAGCGACGACGAUAAGACUGCGGAAGACGAUAAGCGUCUUAGUGCGUAUUUAGACUUUAUAAAUACCAAGACCGAGUUAACCAGUACCGAAAAAUUUAGCUAUAAAAAUGACCACGGUACAUCGUCAGAAGAUGCUGUCGAGAAAUUCGAAAUAUUCAACAGAGCUUUUGCAAAAAUCGAAAACGAUGCGAAAAACAAGCCACUUCAUCAAAACAUUAGGGUGGAUAUAAAGGAGCUGUCGCCGAUAAAAUGUCAACUGUUGGCUAAAGGCAGAGAGAGGGCUCACGACAAAAAUCUAAAACAGGAAAUCUACUGGGCCACAACGGAGAAACGCGCCGACGAUGAAAUGUCCGACACCAAAGUAGAAAAGUUAUCGUUUAAGGACGUGUGGGAAGACCUGAUACAUAUGAAAUCUACCAAACAAUUCUGUAAGUAUUUGUUGGAAAACCCAGAUUUGGAAAAGCCGAAAUAUCUCGUGGACGUCGGGUUUUUUAACAACACUCUGAAUGCUAGAAAAAAAAAAUUGGAUCGAAAAUCUUCACACGAAAACACAAAGUCGUUUUUUCCGCGUUUCUAG
Molecule: messenger RNA, 876 nt
Organism: Metopolophium dirhodum (rose-grain aphid)
Lineage: Eukaryota; Metazoa; Arthropoda; Insecta; Hemiptera; Aphididae
Exons: 3
Coding region: 1-876 (291 amino acids)
Source: RefSeq, a predicted model, not a curated record